This is a messenger RNA of Linepithema humile (Argentine ant), 2803 nucleotides long. RefSeq names its product DUF1676 domain-containing protein Osi17 (gene Osi17). NCBI's taxonomy places the organism in Eukaryota, Metazoa, Arthropoda, Insecta, Hymenoptera, Formicidae. Gene Ontology annotation, cellular component: membrane. The record is from RefSeq and is a predicted model, not a curated record.
GACGAGAACAGGUCGUAGAAUUACGGCAAAGAUAUGAUGUGUAACGACGGUGGUCAGAGUGUGGUGCGGUCAGCUUAACGAUCGACGUCUGCGAUGCAACGUGAUUGCGACGGCGGAACUUGCCGAUCGGCGCCGAAUCGCCAGAAGAAGAAGAGGACCAUCUACACGGGCGGGUGGGAGAAGGUUACGGUAGAAUUUUUGGCCACGCUGGAAGUGGGGGUGGAUCGGCGCUGAACAGCAGAGAUCUCCAAUAAGUAGGAAGGGCGUAUGAUGAUCGCGGGUAGAUACCAAAGAAGCCGACGCACACGUGGACCGACAGUGACGAUGACCCUUCCGCGAAAUCAAAAGUGCGCCGGUUUUAGUUAUUAGAUAAACAGCUGGCCAAGUGACGGUGGUGGUGUGCAAUCGGAACGUGUGCAGUGCUUCCGGGACGUUACCUCAUAUUUCUGGUCAUAAACGGAGUCAACGUAAAGUAAACGCGCGUACAACGUUAAACGUAGUUAAUCCCGGCGAGUGGUGUCGAAGAUGCAUUGGCGGAGAACGUUGUUCCUGUUGUGUUUCGCGAUAACGUUGUCGUAUUCGGAGCUGUUCAGCGCCGAGAAGCUCAGGCGGUACGCGAGGGUCCUGAAACUCGACGCACUGACCGUCAACGCGACUGGAAACGAUCUGUGGCGCGGACUCUUCAAGGAUUGUCACAAGAGAGUGACGUUUUCCUGCAUACAGAAGAACGCGUACACGUAUCUCGACAAUGUGUUCAUCGAGAGGGACAACAUCACCGUUUUCGACGGUCUAAUCCUUACGAAGAACAAUAUGACUUACGACACAUGUCGCAGAACGGAAGGCCGUAACGAUGUUCGCGAGAAUCUCGUGGAUGACGUCGAUGCGGACGACGACUGUGAAAAGAAAGCGGCUGAACAAGCAGAAGCGCAGGGUCGAAAGUUCGCGGACGAACCGGAAUCACCGCUCGAGGUGAUCACGAACGCUCUGCGGCGGAAAACAGUGAAAUUCCUGUCGACCCGCAAUUACGAAUUACAACUUCCGCAGUUCUUCUUCGAAGGCGCUACCGUGAAGAUAAGCCCGCGCGAGAUAGACGAGAACGGAGCGCUUCUCAGGGUGGAUUUCGGAAAUCAAGAUCAAGUGGAAGAAGGACGAAUUUUAUUCAAAAAAAUCAGAAAAUUCAUACAAAAUAGAUUAUUGACCAGUUUCCUAGCGCUUCUUUUAAUUAUCAAGCUAAUUAAGGUGAAGUUUCUAUUCAUCGUUCCGUUUCUCUUCGGAGUGGGCACUGCGAAGAAACUCUUCUUAAAAUUAUUGCUCUUUUUCAUUCCCGCAUUCGCGCAUAUCUUCAAGCUUUGCUCCAGCUAUUAUUCGAGUCACAGCACCAAGUUUCAUCAUCAUCAUCAUCAGAUAGCGCAUCAUCAUCAUCACGUACCGGUUCCGGUGCCGGUGUACUACGACCAUCAUAAUCGUCAUCAUGACGAGGAGGACUUCGAUGGCUACGAUUACGCUCAUCCUCACAUUCAGUAUCGGAAGGACAUGGAGGAACUGAAAGAGUGGGGCAUCGAGCCUUAUGACGAAUCUUUCGAAGAAUCCAGCCAGCACUUGAAUCGCGUCCCCGCUUCCGGUCUUACGUAUUCGAGUUCGUACGGCCUGCCGCAGUACGCGUCGAAUGCGAAACCGAUCGCGUCAUCUUAUCCGGACAACUCGGCUGGCGCGCACAGCUUGGCCUACUCCGGAUAUCUGAACGACGUUAAAUACAAUCGGCGACCGGCGGUGCAGCCGGUCGCCGCCGUGCUCUCGGUGAAUCCGAGCCUCGUGUCCGCUGCGAAGACACCGGUGAAAAAUCCUUACGCAUUGUUCACGGCGAACAUGCAUCAUCAUCAGGUCCAGAGGUUCCUGACGCCUGCCGCGAACGCCAAGAGCUCGUCCGUAUCGAUCUCGCGGCAAGACACGGACGACGAGUAUUACGGUCCGAUAAUUGCCCGGCUCGAGAACAUCUUCGAGCAGCUGAGAUUCCACGAAGAGACGUGCAGGGAAAUGCUUGUUUGCAACAUGUACAAGAACCCGGCGGGUUACUCGCCGCACAGUAACCUCGUGUCGAACGAGCUUUCCAGGGAUCCUCAAGAACUCAACUUAGGCAUAACAGAGAGUGCAUCCAGUCAGAAGUUCUACAAAUAUCUGAGCGCAGCCAGAUAUGGUCAGGAUGGUGGAGAUUGCCUUAGAACAUAUCCCUGUCAGAAUAAUACCGAAUAAAUGCCUUGUGGUAAACAUGUAAUUUACAUCAACUCGCAUAUAUGUAAUUAGAAAUGUCACCUAAAGCAAGCACUAGAUACAUAUAUGUAUUUGCUCAAUAAGUUCGAAGAAAUUACACGAAAAGAUCAACGUUGUGUUAUAUCGGUAUAAAAAGACCGAUACUGCCAUGCAUUAAUUUAUGGAUACGUGUAAAAAGAUGUGUAAGAAUUUAUAUCUAAAAUCUUCCUACUAGUAAAAAAAAAUUGAAAUAUUACGACGAUAAAUUGGUUGGACAAAGCGAUUAAUUUAGCUAUAAGUUGAUAAAUUAGAUGUAAUAUUUAUUGUAAUCUAUGCCAGGUUUGUGAAUUUAUAAUAAUGGGGUUUAAUAAAGAGAGACAAAUUGGUGAAUUUUGUGAUGACGUGUUAAAGUUUCUAGUCUAUUGACACGUUGUCAACAAGAUCACUGUCUCCGAGACAAUAUUAUUUUUAGGUAUGAAUAUACAAUAGGGUGUUGAUACAAUUUUGGAUUUUGUGGCAUUUUAUGAAUUAAGCGUGUUUUAUAACUUUUAAAUUA